GUCAUCUCUACAGUGUAUGAGAAUUCAGACUUCCGGUUUUUCGCAAAUCUUGUUAUCAUUACGUAGCUUAGGUUCAGUGAUAGUGAUUGUAAAUUUUUAUUGUUGUGCGAAGUGCGCUCGGCAGCAACGGAAUUAAUGAUAUUAUCGACGAGAUAUCUGUUCCGGUGUAAACGGUCCCUUGCCCAGCCUCGGCGAAUCUACCCCUGAAACGUACGACGUACGUGUCUCCCCAUCUAUCAGGUAUAUAUAUAUAUUAUACCCGACGCACACAUACACGCGCCCGCGCACACAAACACACCCAAACGGCGAGCACACCCAGUCGUCGUGUGUAUAACAUUUAAUAAUAAUAAUAUAAAAGAAUAAUAAUAAUAAUAAUAAUAAUAUGGCGCGUGCGCCCCGACACAAUAGUGUUUCGGUGACGACGGCGGCGGAGAAGCAUCGGCGGCGGCAGCAGCAGCAGCGAGCAGCUGUUGGUUUGGUGGUCGUGACGUAGUCGUCGUCGUCUGCCGUAGAACAACUGAAAUAUUAUUAUUAUUAUUAUUAUUAUUCUUGUCGUCGAACCGGCCGUCGCGCAUACAGCACGACCGCGUCCGAACCAGCGACCGCCGUACUGCGCGUGGAGGUGCCGUCGCCGCCGCCGCCACAGCAGCAAAACAGUCACCGACCGCAGUGUGCAGCCGUUAGCCGCCGGUCCCGUUCGCCCGUCCCUCGGUGUUCGUGAAAACGCUUGCGGACACAAUAUUAUAUUGUUAUAAAAAUCGUUGACAUCGAUCGUCGUGCGAUCGCGAUCGGUAAAACGUCCGUCUACGUCGUUAUGCCGUCGGCGCUGAACACCAAGUGACUGUGGAAUGACUACCGGUUUGACUGUGCCCCGCUCCAUGGCGGGUUUGGCGGAGAGACUAUCUGGAAUGAUGCCUACGCCUAGCGUACGAGGAAGAAAGGGCUGGUGUGGCUGCCUCAAGGACGAUGAGCCGCCAGAGAUCACGUAUAUUGUGGUCGACUCGGGCACUCUGACGUUGCAAAAGAUGACACCCACACUACCUAUGCCCGAAAAACCCGAACUGGACAGACUAUUCGCCGAAUUGGUUGAAGAACUCGAUUUAACUGCUACUAAUAAAGCAUCUAUGUUAGAACUCCCAGAAGAAAAGAAAUGGCAAAUUUACUGUAGUAAAAAAAAGAUAUUAGAGGAUCAAGAAAAUACAACAGAUUUAUCACAAUCUCCUGAAAACUACAUUGAACGUAUACAAUCGUUGAAUGGAGAUGAGCAGGAGAACACCAAGUUAUUUGAUUCCUUAAAGACUGCUCUGCGUACUCAACCUCAUAGCUUUGUACUGAGAUUUGUCCAAGCUGAUGGGUUAGUAACUCUGUUAGAAGUUUUGUCAUCUAUGAACUAUGAUACUCAACAAGGAGCAAUGCACACAUCAAUUAUUGGCUGUAUCAAAGCCCUUAUGAAUAACUCUACUGGAAGAUCUCAUGUACUAGCACAUCCAUCAGCUAUUAGUACUAUUGCUCGCAGUUUACUCACUGAAAAUCCCCGUACCAAAGUUGCUGUAUUAGAAAUUCUUGGUGCUUCCUGCUUAGUUCCAGGAGGCCAUAAGAAAGUUCUUGAUGCAAUGACAGACUAUAGGGAAUUCGCUCAUGAACGAGCCAGAUUCCAAGGCAUUAUUAAUGAUUUGGAUAGAAAUACUGGCGUGUAUAGAGAUGAUUUGACAGUUAAAACUGCUAUUAUGUCAUUUGUAAAUGCUGUUUUAAGUUAUGGACCAGGACAAGAAAGCUUAGAAUUCAGAUUGCAUUUGAGAUAUGAAUUUUUACAAUUAGGACUCAAGAAUAUUAUUAUUAAGUUAAGAGAACAUGAGAAUCAGACAUUAGACAGACAUAUGGAUUUCUUUGAUAUGGUUCGCAAUGAAGAUGAAAAUGAAUUAGCAAGGAAAUUUGAACAGGAGCAAGUAGAUACUCAAAGCGCUACUUCUAUGUUCGAUUUACUACGCAGAAAAUUGAGUCAUUCUCCAGCAUAUCCUCACUUCCUUUCACUUUUUCAGCAUUUUUUGUUAUUGCCUCUUGAGUAUGGAAGCCUACCACAACAUUGGCUUUUAUUUGAUCGAAUUGUACAACAAAUAACACUUCAAACGGAUGCUGGUGCUGAUAAUGAUGUAUCACCAAUUAAUAUAAAUGUUAAAGAAAUUAUUCAACUUUUGGCCAAAGAAGAAGAACUUGUUGAAGCAAAAAAUAAAGCUGAAGAGCUUGAAAAAGAAAAUACUAAUAUUACUGCUUCACUUGCUAAAAAAGAACAAGAACUAGACUUAAGAAAUCAAGAAAAAGAAGAUAUGGAAGCUAGUAUUUUAAGAAUUAAAGAACGUUUGGAAAAAGAAAUAUCUAUUCACUUGGAAACUAAACAAAAGAUAUCUGAACUUGAAGAUACUUCAAGUGAAUUACAGCAUAGGAUAGCUUAUGAGCAAGGGGAGAGGAGAAAGCUAGAAGCAAUGCUUAAUAAUGGAAGUUUACCAGAUGAUGCUAAAGUUAAUUUUAGCCCACCUCCUAUGCCUAUUCCACCCCCACCACCACCUCAAUUAAUAAUUAAAAGUAAUGGUCCUGCUCCACCCCCAGCACCACCACUACAAAUCCCUCCAUUAAAUCUUCCACCUCCGCCUGGUUGUCUCCCUCAAUUAGUCGUCAGACAAAGAUCUGUAGAAAUUCCAAAACCAUCUGCUCCUCUAAAAUCCUUUAAUUGGGCUAAGUUACCAGAAACUAAAGUGGCUGGAACUAUAUGGGCUGAUAUUGACGAAGGAAAAAUGUAUUCAUCUAUUGACCUUGAAGCAGUUGAUAAACUAUUUUGUGCAUAUCAGAAUCAAAAACCGACGAAUGGCACAACAGUUGCUAAUGAAGGAUCAUCUGAAGAUCUGAGAAAGACUGGUAAUAAUAAAUCCAAAGUAUUAUCUGUUAUUGAUGGUCGCCGAGCUCAAAAUUGUACUAUAUUAUUGUCCAAAUUGAAAAUGUCUGAUGAAGAAAUCGCUAGAGUAAUAAUGGAUAUGGAUACUAAAGACAUUUUACCAUUAGACAUGGUUGAACAACUUUUAAAAUUCACUCCCGGUCCAGAUGAAGCAGCUUUAUUAGAAGAACAUAGUUUUGAUUUAGACAGUCUUGCCAGAGCUGACAGAUUUUUAUACGAAAUUUCCAAAAUUGCACAUUACGACCAACGUCUUCGUAGUUUAGUUUAUAAAAAGAAAUUUAUUACUUGGACCGGAGAAGUUGAAGGCAGAACAAAAAUUGUUAUGGAGGCUUCACGUGAAGUAGCUCGUUCUCGACGUUUAAGAAAAUUAUUAGAAUUAGUAUUAGCACUUGGAAACUAUAUGAACAAAGGAGCAAGAGGAAAUGCAUGGGGUUUCCGUUUAUCAUCUCUAAACAGACUUACUGACACUAAGUCAAGUUCUGUUAGAGGUAUAACGUUAUUGCAUUACAUUGUUGAUAUGGCUGAUAAGAAGUUCAAAGACAUUUUAUUAUUGGAAGAAGACUUACCUCAUGUAAGAGGGGCCUCAAAAGUAAGUUUGGCUGAACUUGAAAAAGACAUGUCACAAUUAAGAAAUAAUUUGAAAGAAGUUGAACGAGAAAUUGAAUUCCAAAGGGUACAACCUGCUGUACCGGGUGAUAUGUUCCUACCAGUAAUGAAAGAAUUUUUAACUACUGCUACCUGCAGAUUUUCUGAGUUAGAAGACUUAUUUCAAGAUAUGAAAACUAGAUUUGAUAGAGCAGUCAGAUUAUUUGGAGAAGAUAAUUCUACGAUUCAACCUGAUGAUUUCUUUGCAAUUUUUGAUUCUUUCUUAACAGCUCUUUAUGAAGCACGUCAAGAUAACUCCACUGUUAAAAAAAGACGUGAAGAAGAAGAAAAAAGGAUAAGACAAGAAGUGGAGUUAAAGAAAUUAACUCUUGAUCGGAAAAACUGUAAAGAGGGUGCUAGUAUUUUGUCUAAUGGAUCUAGUAGUCGUCAAGUUUCUAUAAAUGGUAAAUCUGGUGACAAGGCAGAAUUUGACGAUCUUAUAUCAGCUUUAAGAACAGGAGAUGUUUUUAGUGAAGAUAGUAUGGCAAAAAUUAAACGCAGUAGAAAAUCCAGACAUUCACCUCCAGCUAGGGAACACAGCAGGGACAGAGUAUUAAACGUUACUCGAAAAAAAUAA
This is a messenger RNA of Melanaphis sacchari, 4169 nucleotides long. It is a transcript of the gene DAAM, whose product is annotated as disheveled-associated activator of morphogenesis 1. The transcript has 16 exons. Gene Ontology annotation, molecular function: small GTPase binding; actin binding. NCBI's taxonomy places the organism in Eukaryota, Metazoa, Arthropoda, Insecta, Hemiptera, Aphididae. Gene Ontology annotation, biological process: actin cytoskeleton organization; positive regulation of actin filament polymerization. The record is from RefSeq and is a predicted model, not a curated record. Bases 849 to 4169 code for a protein of 1106 amino acids.